Messenger RNA from Aspergillus heteromorphus CBS 117.55, 2757 nucleotides. It is a transcript of the gene chsG, whose product is annotated as chitin synthase class III. Gene Ontology annotation, cellular component: cell septum; cell periphery. The record is from RefSeq and is a predicted model, not a curated record. Lineage: Eukaryota; Fungi; Ascomycota; Eurotiomycetes; Eurotiales; Aspergillaceae. The coding region runs from base 1 to 2757 and encodes 918 amino acids. The transcript has 6 exons. Gene Ontology annotation, molecular function: chitin synthase activity.
AUGGCCUACCAGGGCUCUGGUAACCACUCGCCUCCGGGCUACGAAGACGGCGGUCAUCGCCUCCAGGACCUGGCGCAUGGCAGCAACUUUGAAGAAGAAGCAUCUCAUGGACUGCUCUCUAGCCAACAGGGUCCGUUUACGGGUCCCUUCGACGAUCCUCAACAGCGGAACCUGUCACCCGCACGACCCACCUCGGGAUACAGUCUGACGGAAACAUACGCUCCAGAUGCGGGCUACCAUGAUCCCUACAGUGGGGGUGCCUCUGUUUACUCCGCGCAGUCUGGAGAGAACCCGGCUGCUGCAUUUGGCGUGCCUGGCCGUGUAGCGUCGCCGUAUGCCCGCAGUGAAACCUCGUCAACGGAGGCAUGGCGGCAGCGACAGGCGCCUGGGGGUGGAGCUGGUGGCGGCGGUGGUGGCGGCGGUGGGAACUUGCGCCGUUAUGCUACGAGGAAGGUCAAGCUGGUCCAGGGCUCAGUGUUGAGUGUGGACUACCCCGUUCCUAGCGCCAUUCAGAACGCCAUCCAGGCCCGGUAUAGAAAUGAUCUCGAGGGUGGAAGUGAAGAGUUCACACACAUGCGAUACACUGCUGCAACUUGCGAUCCUAACGAAUUCACUCUGCACAAUGGCUAUAACCUUCGGCCUGCCAUGUACAACAGACACACGGAGUUGUUGAUUGCGAUCACAUACUACAAUGAAGAUAAGACCCUCACUGCUCGUACUCUGCACGGUGUCAUGCAGAACAUCCGUGAUAUUGUGAACUUGAAGAAGUCCGAAUUCUGGAACAAGGGAGGUCCUGCCUGGCAGAAGAUUGUGGUUGCCUUGGUGUUUGAUGGUAUCGAUCCUUGUGACAAGGAGGUUCUGGACGUCUUGGCCACGGUCGGUGUCUAUCAGGAUGGUGUCAUGAAGCGUGAUGUCGAUGGAAAGGAAACGGUGGCCCACAUUUUCGAGUACACGACGCAAUUAUCCGUGACCCCGAACCAGCAACUCAUUCGUCCGACAGACGACGGCCCGACUACGCUUCCUCCAGUGCAGAUGAUGUUUUGUUUGAAGCAAAAGAACAGCAAGAAGAUCAACUCUCACAGAUGGCUCUUCAAUGCCUUUGGCCGGAUUCUGAACCCUGAGAUCUGUAUUCUUCUUGAUGCCGGUACUAAGCCUGGUCCGAAGUCUCUUCUGUCGCUGUGGGAGUCGUUCUACAACGAUAAAGACUUGGGAGGCGCCUGUGGUGAAAUCCACGCCAUGUUGGGCAAGGGCUGGAGGAACCUUGUCAACCCCCUCGUCGCGGCGCAAAACUUCGAAUACAAGAUUAGUAACAUCCUGGAUAAACCGCUGGAGAGCUCCUUCGGAUACGUCAGCGUGUUGCCUGGUGCUUUCUCGGCCUACCGAUUCCGCGCGAUUAUGGGCCGGCCCUUGGAACAGUACUUCCAUGGUGAUCAUACUCUAUCCAAGCAGUUGGGUAAGAAGGGUAUUGAGGGUAUGAAUAUCUUCAAGAAGAACAUGUUCUUGGCCGAAGAUCGUAUCUUGUGUUUUGAGUUGGUCGCCAAGGCCGGCUCCAAAUGGCAUCUCUCUUAUGUGAAAGCCUCGAAGGCUGAAACCGACGUGCCAGAAGGAGCGGCUGAAUUCAUCUCCCAGCGUCGUCGUUGGUUGAACGGUUCAUUUGCCGCCGGUAUCUAUUCCCUGAUGCACUUCGGAAGGAUGUACAAGAGUGGACAUAACAUUAUCCGCAUGUUUUUCCUUCAUAUUCAGAUGCUGUACAACACCUUUUCGACUAUCCUUACAUGGUUUUCCCUAGCAUCGUAUUGGCUUACCACAUCGGUCAUCAUGGAUUUGGUGGGAACUCCCAGCUCCAGCAAUGGUCACACGGGAUUCCCCUUCGGCAAAGAGGCAACUCCGAUUGUGAACACCAUCGUUAAAUAUGCGUACCUGGGUUUCCUUCUUCUGCAGUUCAUCCUCGCUCUGGGUAACCGUCCCAAGGGAUCGCGGUUCUCGUAUCUUGCGUCGUUCGUGGUUUUCGGUGUCAUUCAGCUCUACGUCGUCGUGGAUGCGCUGUACCUGGUGGUCCGCGCUUUCAGUGGGAGCGCACCGAUGGACUUCGAUACGUCGCAUGGCGUGGGUGCCUUCCUGAGUUCCUUCUUUGGCUCGACCGGUGCCGGUAUCAUCAUCAUCGCGCUUGCUGCUACCUUCGGUCUGUACUUCGUGGCCUCCUUCAUGUACAUGGACCCGUGGCACAUGUUCACGUCCUUCCCCGCCUACAUGGCAGUGCAGUCGUCGUACAUCAACAUCCUGAACGUGUAUGCUUUCAGCAACUGGCACGACGUGUCGUGGGGUACCAAGGGAUCCGACAAGGCCGAUGCCCUGCCCUCCGCGAAGACGACCAAGGAAGGCGGCAAGGAAGCGGUCAUCGAGGAAAUCGACAAGCCCCAAGCGGAUAUCGACAGCCAAUUCGAAGCGACAGUGAAGCGCGCCCUGACGCCCUACGUGGCUCCUGUGGAGAAGGACGAGAAGAGUUUGGAUGAUUCGUACAAGAGCUUCCGAACGAGGUUGGUGACAUUCUGGAUCUUCAGUAAUGCACUGCUUGCAGUCUGCAUUACCAGUGACGGUGUGGACAAGUUUGGCUUCACGAACUCUGCCACGGAUCGCACGUCGCGAUUCUUCCAGGCGCUGCUGUGGUCUAACGCGGUGUGUGCCUUGUUCCGCUUCAUCGGGGCCUGUUGGUUCCUGGGCAAGACGGGCGUGAUGUGCUGCUUCGCGCGGCGGUAG